Messenger RNA from Pollicipes pollicipes, 1462 nucleotides. RefSeq names its product putative E3 ubiquitin-protein ligase makorin-1. The transcript is spliced from 10 exons. Gene Ontology annotation, molecular function: metal ion binding; ubiquitin protein ligase activity. Gene Ontology annotation, biological process: protein polyubiquitination. Bases 152 to 1384 code for a protein of 410 amino acids. Lineage: Eukaryota; Metazoa; Arthropoda; Thecostraca; Pollicipedomorpha; Pollicipedidae. The record is from RefSeq and is a predicted model, not a curated record.
UUAAUUACCUCUAUAAUGGUGUGAAUUUAUUUUGUUCAGCUGCCAUACUAUCCACUUCCAUAUUUUAGUGAAUUAUUGCUUACUUUAAUUCAGAUGUAAAUCUGCUGUGAACAGAGAAGUGAAAUUGGGUGGCUCUGUGAAUCAAAAAGUGAUGGCUGAGGGCUGGACAAAUAAUGUCCUUUGCAGAUACUUCAUGUACGGCACGUGUCGCAACGGCACGGGCUGCACGUACUCGCACGACUCGAACCUGGCGCGACCCACGCUGCCGUGCCGCUUCUACAAGUGCGGCACGUGCGCGUACGGCAGCAAGUGCCAGUACCUGCACGAGACGCAGGCCGAGGCGGCCGGCCGACAGUCGGCGGCCGACGCGGCGCCGACAGCCGCCGGUCAGCCGAGCAAGACUGGCGGCAACGGCGGCAGGCGGCCGAUGAAGGACAUCUGCCUGCGGGACAUGUCGACCGGCGCGCGAGUGCCGGUGAACUGGGCGGACGCGCCCGAGUUCGUGCCCAGCUCAGGCCGAGUACCUCCGGCGUCAGGUCCGGAUACGCGUUCGUACGCGGCUGUGGUGCAGCCCUCCGGCUCCGGCCGCGACCCUGACGACGCGGAGCUGGUGCCGCUCUGUCCGUAUGCCGCCGUCGGCGAGUGCAGGUACGGCGUGCACUGCGUGCUGCUACACGGCGACGUGUGCGAGUACUGCCAGUGCGCCGUGCUGCACCCGAACGACGCCGCUCAGCGGCGCCGCCACCGCGCCGAGUGCCUCAGCACGCACGAGAAGGACAUGGAGCACUCGUUCCGCAUGGCCAAGUCCAUUGACAAGAUGUGCGGCAUCUGCAUGGAGGUGGUGGUCGAGAAGAAGGAGCUGAGCGCCCGGCGAUUCGGAAUCCUACCCAGCUGCAGCCACUGCUUCUGCGUAGCUUGCAUCCGGCAGUGGCGCUCCUCCAGCCAGUUCGAGGCCAAAGUAACCAGGGGCUGUCCGGAGUGCCGGGUGCACAGCGACUUCAUCUGCCCCAGUCGCUACUGGGUGGACGACUCGGAGGAGAAGACCAAGCUCAUCAACGACUACAUCAAAUCCUGCAGCAACAAGCCUUGCAAGCACUUCAACGAGGGCCGCGGGGAGUGUCCGUUCGGCAACAAGUGUUUCUACCGGCACACGUACCCGGACGGCCGGCAGGCGGAGCUGGGGCCGCCGCGCCGCCGCCGCCGCCAGAACCAUCUGAUCGAGACCGAACUCAUGUCGGACGUCAUGCUCAGCGACUUCCUGAGCGACGAGAUGCGGGCGCUGGACGAGGAGGACGCCGACGAGGCGAUCCGGCUCAACCUGAUGAUCAUCCAGGCCGGCUCGCUCAUGGACAUCAUGUUCCCGUCCGACUCGGACGACGAGUGACGUACAAACGCGCGUGCGUCCGCCGCGCCCGCGCCGCCACGUCUUUCUGUUGCGUCCGCGCGCCGCCCCGCCCAGUCU